Messenger RNA from Alligator mississippiensis (American alligator), 2101 nucleotides. It is a transcript of the gene PPT2, whose product is annotated as palmitoyl-protein thioesterase 2. Gene Ontology annotation, molecular function: thiolester hydrolase activity. Bases 278 to 1165 code for a protein of 295 amino acids. Gene Ontology annotation, cellular component: lysosome. Lineage: Eukaryota; Metazoa; Chordata; Crocodylia; Alligatoridae. The transcript is spliced from 8 exons. The record is from RefSeq and is a predicted model, not a curated record.
GGCCAGAGGGAGAAUCCAGGCGUCGGAGGCCUGCUGGCGGGGCGACCGGGGGGGGGUAGCAGGAUGCCUGGGUUCUCUCCUUGCUGGGAGCCCGCAGGCCUGGGUUCUCCAGGCACUGGGGGGCUGGGAGUGGGGAUGGGGGCAGGGAGCGGGGAGCCCGGUCACCUGGGGUCUCUGGAUACUACAGGGCUGAGAGCAGGCGAGCCUGGUUGCCCAGGUUUCCUCUCCUGCCCCGCACUAACUAUGCUCCCCCCCACUGUGCCAGCAGGCAGUGGCGAUGGGGGCGGGGGCUCCCCCGGCCCCCCUGGGCUUCAGCCUCGGCCUCCUCCUCCUCCUGGGCCUGGCCAGAGCAGGGGGUGCCUACAAGCCGGUCAUCGUGGUGCAUGGCCUCUUCGACAGCCCGGCCGACUUCCAGCACCUGCUGGGCUUCAUCAACGAGACACACCCAGGCACCAACGUGACGGUGGUUGACCUGUUUGACCACAGCGAGAGCCUCCGGCCGCUCUGGCUCCAGGUCGAAGGUUUCCGCCGUGCCAUCGCCCCCAUCAUGGCCAACGCAGCUGACGGUGUCCACCUGCUCUGCUACUCCCAAGGGGGCCUCAUCUGCCGGGCACUGCUGUGCACAAUGCCAGAGCACAACGUGGACACCUUCAUCUCCCUCUCGGCCCCACAGAUGGGGCAGUAUGGUGACACUGUCUACCUGAAGUGGCUGUUCCCCCAGCACGUGAAGACCAACAUCUACCGCAUCUGCUACACGCAGCUGGGCCAGGAUGUCUCCAUCUGCAACUACUGGAACGACCCCCACCACCGCGACCUGUAUCUGAACAGCAGCAGCUUCCUGGCCCUACUCAACGAUGAGCGGCUGCACCCCAAUGCCUCUGCCUGGAAGAGGAACCUGCUGCGGAUCCAGAACAUGGUUCUCAUCGGGGGGCCCGAUGACGGUGUCAUCACGCCCUGGCAGUCCAGCCUCUUCGCCUUCUACGACACUAACGAGACGGUGACAGAAAUGCGGGCACAGCCGGUCUACUUGCGUGACGCCUUUGGGCUGAAGACCCUGGACGGGCGCGGCAGCAUCCACACUUGUGUAGUGCCCGGCGUGGGCCAUGUGGCCUGGCACAACUCCCGGCGCGUCUACAGCACCUGCAUCCAGCCCUGGCUCACGUAGCCCUGCCCGGACGCCUGGGUCCUCCAGCAGGGGAGGGGGCUGGCAGCCCGGACGCCUGGGUUCUCCAGGAGGGGAGCGAGGCCUGGAGACAAGGACUCCUGGGGUCUCUGGGACAGGACGGGGGGCUCGGGGUGAGAACAGGGAGGGCUGGGAGUCCAGACGACUGGGUUCUCAGCCACGUUGACAGUGGGGGUGGGGGGUUGGGGCUGGCUUGCGGGGGCUGUGGCUUGUGGGGGGCUUUAAGGGGGCAACUGGAGCUUGGACCCCCCAGUAUUAACCCUUCCCUGUCCAAUAUCCCCCCUCCCUAUUCCAUGCACGUACUCAGGGAUUUGGGGGGCCUUUCCUUGACCCCCCAAAAUGGAGCCCCCAUUGGCUCAGGGGUGGGGGGGAGCCAUAGCAGUGCCCCCCAGGACAAGGCUGGGGGUGUACAGCUGGGUUGGGGGUACAAGGGGCCCCACCCCCCAGCCCCACACUCUGGGGGUCCCAGCCCCCACAGGCAGGGGAGGUGCCAGGCAGCUUGGGGAGGCACCUGGGCUCUUUGGGGGUUCAGCUUUGCAGGUGGGGGGAGCCUGGCUGGACAUGGGGGGCUCCUGGGAGUCCCUGGCUUCUUUGGGGUACUAUAGAUAAGAUUGACAGGAGCUGCAGAGGCUCUGCUGCUUUGGGGAGUCAUGGUCACAUGAUUUCAGGGUUCAGGGCUGGACUUGGGGUGACUCAGGGGUCAGUCCUGGGAGGCCCUGGCAGAUGCGGGGGACAGUAUUUGGGGGUUCGAUCCCCCAGCAUGAGUAUUGAGGUUCCCCUUACUGUUUACAUGCCCCGCAAGGCAUAAGUGCCCCUCCCCCAAUUUGGGGGUGUAGUGUUAUUUUAGGGGGGCUCAGUGUUACCUCUCCCCCCCCCAACAUGCGCUGUAUUUAUAGAAUAAAGUGAUUUAUUCCCUAA